UCCAAUCCUACACGAAAGAUCCUCGUAUUGCGCCAAGCACAUGUGGAACCAUGCCUGUUAAGCGGGUCGGCCAUCGUAAAUCACGGAAAGGAUGUCUUCGCUGCAAGGCGCGCCAUGUUAAGUGUGACGAGCAGCGUCCCUGCGGAGAUUGUGUGCGACACGAUGUUCCCUGCAGCUUGGUCACAUCUGACGACUCACGCCCGUCUUCUGGUUCCGGGGACGUGCUAAACGACAACACGACGUUUGCGACGGCCGGAAGCCCUGUUGUUGACAGGCGAGAGUCUCAUAGGAAUGUUCUGUCCCGCUCUCCUCUGUCAGAAGUGUCCUCUGGUCUAGUGCCCGCUAGUUUCGUCGAGGAAAGUGCGGGUGUCAUCAAACGUCCAGAAUGGAUGCAAAGCCUGCGGCUCCUCCAUCAUUAUUGCUCUAGUGCUUAUUCUGUACUCGCCCGUGAACCAGAAACAGCCGACCUCUGGAGAUUGGUCGUGCCGCAAAUUGCUUGCUCUCACGAGUGCCUGAUGCAUGGCCUGCUGGCUCUCUCAGCACUACACUAUGCUCACGCUCACCCGGACCAACGGAGAGAGUAUGCGAUUAUAUCUUCUGCCUACCAGGACUUGGCGCUGCAACAUUUUUCACCCUGCCUUCAUACUAUCAAUGAGGAGAACUGCGUGGCCUUCUUCCUCCUCGCCACCUUCAUUGUUGUGCUGGCACUGGCUACUAUUGCAAACCCACAGGAUGAAGAUAAAGUAAUUACGGCGAAAGACGUUGCUAGCAUGUUCUCACUCAUGCCAGGACUGCAAACCAUCCUGGACUUCAAACCGAUGGAGAGAUGGCGGCGAGAAGGGCCCUUGGGCGUCCUCCUCCAGCAGUUCGAAGAGCCACCCAGGAUAUCACCCAACAGUAUGUUUCAGCGUCGGAUGGAAAAGCUUUCCGUCCUAGCACUCAUCAACGACCGAUCGGCCUGCCUGAUCGCUAUCGAAUCGCUUUCCAGUACCUACGCGAUUACCACGAACAACGAGCCGCUUCUUAGUGCACGCUGGGUCUGGGCUUGGCCAAAUACUUUGCCACAGCUGUUCAUUGAUAUGAUAGGGAAUAGCCACCCAUUGGCACUUGUUAUUCUUGCACAUUACGCAGCUUUGACUCGAGCAUUCGAACAUCAGAGCUGGCUAAGCCAAGGUUGGAGCACGAGCGUCCUACACGUGGUGGAGCAUGACUUGGACCCGUCUUGGAGAGAUUGGAUCAUGUGGCCGAAGAAAUGUGUGGAAAAUGGGCACAUUUCUGACGAUAUGGACGAGGACACGCCCUUCGUAGCUGUUGCAGAGCCGGGUGGUUCCGAAAAUUGA
Molecule: messenger RNA, 1340 nt
Organism: Aspergillus novofumigatus IBT 16806
Lineage: Eukaryota; Fungi; Ascomycota; Eurotiomycetes; Eurotiales; Aspergillaceae
Product: Zn(II)2Cys6 transcription factor
Exons: 4
Coding region: 51-1340 (429 amino acids)
Biological process (GO): regulation of transcription by RNA polymerase II
Molecular function (GO): zinc ion binding; DNA-binding transcription activator activity, RNA polymerase II-specific
Source: RefSeq, a predicted model, not a curated record